This is a messenger RNA of Ochotona curzoniae (black-lipped pika), 3042 nucleotides long. RefSeq names its product diacylglycerol kinase alpha (gene DGKA). The record is from RefSeq and is a predicted model, not a curated record. Gene Ontology annotation, cellular component: plasma membrane. Bases 993 to 2777 code for a protein of 594 amino acids. The transcript is spliced from 20 exons. NCBI's taxonomy places the organism in Eukaryota, Metazoa, Chordata, Mammalia, Lagomorpha, Ochotonidae. Gene Ontology annotation, biological process: intracellular signal transduction; lipid phosphorylation; diacylglycerol metabolic process. Gene Ontology annotation, molecular function: ATP-dependent diacylglycerol kinase activity; calcium ion binding.
AUGUCUCCUGCUAUUUUUCUCUUCUGGAGGGUGGCCGGCCGGAAGACAAGCUGGAGUGAUUCCUAAAGGCUGACAGGGCCAGACAAAGGUGGGGCCAGAGUACGGGCCCAUUUCCUCUUAUCUCCCCCACCCCCAGAUGACUUAUCCCUAAUGCCAUCCGCCAUAGUCAAUCCAGUUCCCCCCCGUCUUACAUGAGCGUGCUUCAAAAGAUUCACGGAAAAUGGAAUCAAAAGACACAGAUAGGGCUGGGAUGCCAGUGCUCCCUGGCUGAGUCCCGAGGUUCGCUCGGCUCCUGAUGCUGGUCCCUGAGAACUGGUUUCUGGGAAGUAGCAGGUGCGAUGGCUAGACCCCUGCCAUUCUUGAGUUCCCAGCUGCCGACUAGACUCUGGCACAGCCCCCAGCCAUUGCAGGCAUUUUGGGAGAAUUGGAUAGGAGCUCUCAGUGUCUCUGUCUGGCUCAAAACAAACAAACAAACAAACAAAAAACAGGCAAAACAACAAAAUGUUGACUUUGGUGCAAAAGAAAUCAUUGAAAUCCAUGCUCAUGUAGGGGCUUCAGAAAACUCAUGAGACAUACAUAUUGUGAAAAAAACCAUGCUUGGAUUUCAAACAUUACUUGGCACUAAAGCUUGUUUUUGAAUUUCAUUUUCUAUGAGCUUUUGGAAAUGCCCUGGUGUGUUCUCACAUAGGGGACUUUGGGAUGUUCUCGGGCUAUGGGAGUGUGUGUUGUCUGCCCUGGCAAAGCCACUGCAUGCCCACUUGCCCUCCCUUUGGGUCUCCUUCAGUCCCCUUCCCAGCUCCAUGUUUUUCACCCAAAAUCUCUCCCCAUCUCUGUUUCCCUUUUACGAAUUCUGAGUGUCUCUCACAAAAUGACCUUGCCCUCUCCUGCCCUUCCCCCCCGCAAAAAAACACCCCACAGUCACCUUCAAGCUGUACGACACGGACAGGAAUGGGAUCCUGGAUAGCUCGGAAGUGGAGAAGAUCAUCCUGCAGAUGAUGCGAAUGGCUGAAUACCUGGACUGGGAUGUGUCGGAGCUGAGGCCGAUUCUCCAGGAGAUGAUGAAGGAGAUUGACUACGACGGCAGCGGCUCUGUCUCCCUGGCCGAGUGGGUCCGGGCCGGGGCCACCACCGUGCCACUGCUGGUGCUGCUGGGUCUGGAGAUGACACUGAAGGAUGAUGGACAGCACAUGUGGAGACCCAAGAGGUUCCCCCGACCCGUCUACUGCAACCUCUGCGAGUCGUGCAUCGGUCUAGGCAAACAGGGGCUGAGCUGUAACCUCUGCAAGUACACUGUCCACGACCACUGUACAAUGAAGGCCCUGCCCUGUGAAGUCAGCACCUACGCCAAGUCCCGGAAGGACAUUGGGGUUCAAUCACACGUGUGGGUGCGAGGAGGCUGUGAGUCGGGGCGCUGUGACCGCUGUCAGAAAAAAAUCCGCAUCUACCACAGCCUGACCGGACUGCAUUGUGUGUGGUGCCACCUAGAGAUCCAUGAUGACUGCCUACAAGCCAUGGGCCAGGAGUGUGACUGUGGGGUGCUCAGAGACCACAUCCUCCCCCCAUCUUCCAUCUAUCCCAGCGUGCUGGUCUCUGGACAGGAUCGGAGACAAAGCAAAGCCAGCCAGAAGACCUUGGAUGAUUCAAACAUGAGCACUUCCGAGGCUUUGCGGAUUGAUCCUGUGUCUAAUACUCACCCACUUCUAGUCUUUGUCAAUCCUAAGAGUGGCGGGAAGCAGGGACAGAGGGUGUUUUGGAAGUUCCAGUAUAUACUGAACCCUCGGCAAGUAUUCAACCUGCUCAAGGAUGAUCCUGAGGCCGGACUUAGGUUCUUCCGAGACGUCCCCGAUUUCCGGAUCCUGGUGUGCGGGGGGGAUGGCACCGUGGGUUGGAUUCUUGACACCAUCGACAAAGCCAACUUGCCUGUUGUGCCUCCGGUCGCUGUGCUGCCCCUGGGCACUGGAAAUGAUCUGGCUCGUUGCUUAAGAUGGGGAGGAGGGUAUGAAGGACAGAAUCUGGCCAAGAUCCUCAAGGACCUAGAGACGAGUAAAGUGGUUCAUAUAGACCGGUGGUCUAUCGAGGUGAUCCCUCAGCAAACCGAGGAAAAGAGCGACCCGGUCCCCUUUCAGAUCAUCAAUAACUACUUCUCCAUCGGAGUGGAUGCAUCCAUUGCUCACCGGUUCCACGUCAUGCGAGAGAAAUAUCCCGAGAAGUUCAAUAGCAGAAUGAAGAACAAGCUGUGGUACUUUGAGUUUGCCACGUCCGAAUCCAUCUUCUCAACGUGCAAAAAGCUGGAGGAGUCCUUGACUGUUGAGAUCUGUGGGAAACCACUGGAUCUGAGCAACCAGUCCCUGGAAGGCAUCGCGGUGCUCAAUAUCCCCAGCACUCAUGGUGGCUCCAACCUCUGGGGUGAUACCAAGAGACCUCCUGGUGAUAUCUAUGGGAUCAACCAGGCCUUGGGCAACACAGCUAAAGUCAUUACUGACCCUGAUAUCCUGAAAACUUGUGUGCCAGACCUAAGCGACAAGCGACUGGAGGUUGUAGGGCUGGAGGGUGCCAUUGAGAUGGGCCAGAUCUACACCAAACUCAAGAGUGCUGGACAUCGGCUGGCCAAGUGCUCUGAAAUCACUUUCCGCACCACAAAAACCCUCCCAAUGCAAAUCGACGGGGAGCCAUGGAUGCAGACGCCCUGCACGAUCAAGAUCACCCACAAGAACCAGAUGCCCAUGCUCAUGGGCCCACCCCCCCGCUCCUCCAAUUUCUUUGGCUUCUUGGGCUGAGAGGGGACACUUCCUGCCACCUCAGCCUUGCAGCCAGCCUUGAACUCUCCUUCCUGUCUACAGACUGCACCCCUACAGCUCUGUACAUUGCUGCCAUGCCCUCCUGCAAGCUCAGAGGGGCAUUCCUUCAUCCUCACAGUAUUUAUUAUCCUGCCCCCCCACUCUUGCCCACACACACUCACACACACAGACACACACACCCCACAUACAUUGAAAGUGCCUCAUGAGAAUAAAAUGACUUUUUUCCCCACUGGGAUAUUGUUAA